Messenger RNA from Quercus lobata, 909 nucleotides. RefSeq lists its product as uncharacterized. The transcript has a single exon. The coding region runs from base 1 to 909 and encodes 302 amino acids. The record is from RefSeq and is a predicted model, not a curated record. Lineage: Eukaryota; Viridiplantae; Streptophyta; Magnoliopsida; Fagales; Fagaceae. Gene Ontology annotation, cellular component: cytosol. Gene Ontology annotation, biological process: response to desiccation.
AUGGCGUCCUACGAUAAGCCUGAAGUUGUUGAAAGGGAUGUUAAGGACAAGGAGCAUGAGGAGGAUGACAAACCCAUAGUUGUUGAAAGGGAUGUUAAGGACAAGGAGCAUAAGAAGGAUGACAAACCCAUAGUUGUUGAAAGGGAUGUUAAGGACAAGGAGCAUAAGAAGGAUGACAAAGAGGAAGGGAAAGGUGGUUUUCUUGAAAAGGUGAAGGAUUUCAUUCAUGACAUUGGCGAGAAGAUUGAAGGAGCUAUUGGAUUUGGGAAGCCAAAUGCAGAUGUGACAGGGCUUCACGUCAAUUCUAUCAAUCUUGAAAAAGCGGAGUUUGUCAUUGAAAUUCUCAAAAAGAACCCAAAUCCGGUUCCUAUCCCUCUGAUUGACAUAAACUACUUGAUUGAGAGUGAUGGAAGGAAACUUAUUUCAGGGUUGAUCCCAGAUGCUGGAACGAUCAAAGCACAUGGUGAGGAGACUAUCAAAAUACCAGUUACUCUGAUUUAUGAUGACAUAAAAAACACAUAUGCUGAUAUUAAGCCCAGAAGCAUCAUUCCAUAUAGGAUCAAGGUUGAUCUCCUUGUGGAUGUGCCUGUUUUUGGAAGAAUAACUCUACCACUUGAGAAAACUGGAGAGAUCCCUAUACCUUACAAGCCUGAUAUUGAUAUUGAGAAAAUAAAGUUUGACAGAUUCUCCUUUGAAGAAACUGUUGCAGUACUUCACUUGAAACUGGAAAAUAAGAAUGAUUUUGACUUGGGGCUUAAUGACCUAGACUAUGAGGUUUGGCUGUGCGAUGAGAGCAUUGGAUCUGUAGACCUCCAAAAAUCUGCAAAUCUUGUGAAAAAUGGAAUCACUAAUAUUGAUAUCCCCAUCACCUUCAGACCUAAGGACUUGGCUCUGCACUUGGGAACAUGA